AUGGCGAAUUAUGGCAUUUCCGCUCGCCUGCUGCGCCUGGCGCGGCCAAAGCGCUUCUUCUACACCAUGACGCUGUCGACUGGCGCCAGCCUCAUUACCCUCUCGAUGCUUGUCAACAAACUUGCGGGUCUCUACGGCAUUCUCGCACUGUUCACAGGCUACCACCUUUCGCCCUUCCAGCUGUCCAUGUACAUCUACUCCACGAUCGCACUCGUGCUUACCGCCUACCUUGCCCGACAUAUCCGAAAGCAGUCACCCCUGCAAUGUCUUGCCCUUGCAUGGUUCUACGUCCUUGACAGUAUAGUUAACGCCGCAUACACCGCCGUCUUCGCAGCGACUUGGUUCUUGGUGCUUGCGCAGCAUGACGCGGGGCAGAGCGAGAAGAAAGGACCGGGCGCAUCAACCAUGGACGAAGUAGCAGGGUUCACGGAUCCCCAACUGAACGUUUCAAGAGUCGAAGUCGUGGCUACACCCAAUCCUCCGUUGGCUGGUUCCGGUCAGGACGCCGUGGCUGGCGGAGUACCUGCUUCCAGUGCCGCGAGCAGCGGUAGCAACGGCGCAUUACAAUCCGCCGUGCUAGACACCCAAAACAUGAAUUCUGUGGGUGUCAUCAUCGCCAUGUGGACCAUUCGAGCGUAUUUCUGCUUGAUCAUGCUCGCCUUCGCCCGCAUGGUGAUCCGCCAACAUAUCGCCUCUACAGGAUCUAAGACGGGCGUCGAUUACACCGCUGCAUCAACGAAUGCGCAGUUGGCAGAGAACCCAUUCUCCGAAAGCAGACCCGAGGGACAGGGAUGGCGAGGCAAACUUGGCCGAUUCUUGAUUGGCAUCGGCCGGAGUUACUGGCUGGGCAGUGAUGAGGAUGAUAGCUGGAUGUACGGCAUGGGUGGGAAAUUCCGCAAGAGCGGUGUUGCUGGCGAGGACAGUGGGUUCAUGCUCAGUAAAAUCGAAAGUGGACCUACCGAAAGAGAGAGGAGAAGACGAUCGGGAACGGGACCGCCAGCGCCGGCUCCGGGUGUUGUCCCUGGUGUUGCUACCGUGGAGGGGGACAAGAUGACAUUACAAGUGCCUCCUUCGCAGAACGUGUGA
Molecule: messenger RNA, 1086 nt
Organism: Fonsecaea multimorphosa CBS 102226
Lineage: Eukaryota; Fungi; Ascomycota; Eurotiomycetes; Chaetothyriales; Herpotrichiellaceae
Exons: 2
Coding region: 1-1086 (361 amino acids)
Biological process (GO): inositol phosphoceramide metabolic process
Cellular component (GO): inositol phosphoceramide synthase complex; Golgi membrane
Molecular function (GO): inositol phosphoceramide synthase regulator activity
Source: RefSeq, a predicted model, not a curated record